UGUCGGCAGCUCUAUGGUAACAGCGGCGAAGCGGGUCACAAUGUGCGGCCUGGGCGCCGAGUGAGGGAACCGGGCCGGAGGGGCCGAUGAGGAUGAGCUACCAGCCGGUCCCCAGUACCGAGGAAAACCUUCGGGCCGGGCACCAGAGGAAGGAGCGCAGCUGGGGUCCCGUCCGGAAAGAUCUCCGAACCGGUAAAGAUAGUACCCAGGGUUGUCCGGAGUUGAUCUGCAGUUGGAUUCUGAUCGUCCUUACUUCUCUGUUGAUGAUACUCACUUUUCCAAUCACAGGAUGGUUUGUUCUAAAGUCAGUGCCGAAGUAUGAGCGAUUUGUUGUGUUCCGCUUAGGGAGGAUCAUUGGCAGCAAAGGCCCCGGAAUGAUCCUCUUGUUGCCUUUUAUUGACCACUGGCAGAAAGUUGACCUCCGAUCUAAAACUUUCACUAUCGCACCGUUUGAGGCAACAUGUAAAGAUGGAGCUGUGAUCAUUAUUGGUGCAGAAGUCCACUACCAUAUCUGGAAUCCAGUCCUAUCUGUGGCAGUAGUGGAGGAUAUCGACAGCACUACAGUAUUCACUGCCCAGAACAUGAUGAUUCAUUUCCUGCUUAAGAGAACGCUGGCAAAAAUCCAGGCGGACAAGAAUAAAUCCGGAGAACAGUUAGCAAUUGAGAUUAACAAGAAGACCAGACACUGGGGUCUGGAAGUGCAGCGAGUAGACUUGAUUCUGCACAGGGUGAUGAAGCAACCACAAAAGAUUCCCAAAGAACCUGUGGAGACUCCACCCAGCACUCGACUAAACAAGCUUCCUGCCCCUUUACGGAAGUUAGCUGCACAAAUUAAGCGAAGCAGAAGCCCUCCGCAAUUGGAAAAGCCUUCUUCACAAUCUAGUGAGAUUGGUGACAGUGUUCAGGCCUCACCUGAAGAGUCUGGAUCUGAAGAAUUUGAGAGUGACAUUGUCAAUCCAGACUGGAUACUUUCUAAAGUGAAGGCGUUCCUUACUGAGGAUCUUGUGAAACAGAUUGGAGCCUGUUAUCUUUUCACUGUUAAUCAAAAGGAUGGAACUCAGAAUUUAUAUUAUCUGGACCUCAGCAGAGAUUCUGGCAUGGCAGGCUAUGGGAUGCCUGAAGGAGACCCUGAUGUCGCUUUGGAAGUGACAGAGGACACUAUGCAGGCUUUAUUCUUGGGGGACCUGAAACCUUUUUCUGCCUACAUGAGUGGAAGGAUACGUAUACAGGGCGAUUUGAAACUUGCAAUGAAGCUGGAGGAUCUCAUCAAGAAGCUGAAUCGAUGAUGCAGAAGAAACGUGAUCCAGUGCCUGCCUCAGGCACAGACUUCUGAGUUUCACGCCUUGUAUUUUAUUUAUUUUUUUUGUUAUUUUCUUGAAAGUGCUGUAGUAGCAUAUUGUUUAUAGUUUUUAUGGAUUAAUAAUGCAUUCCGGGGGGAAAAAAAAUAAACUUGUGAUACUAGAUUACAUUGCUACACUAUACUGUUCAACUCUCAGGUACUAGGCUCCGGUUAGCUUUGCUAUUCUCUCUUCUGUAUCUCCCGUGUGUUUUUAACACUGGUUAUGCACUGCCUAAAGAGGGUGUUGGAGGCAGAUUCAAUAAUAACUUUCAAAGGAAUUGGAUCUGCACUUGGAAGAGGAGGUUUGUGGUGGAGUGGGACUAAUUUGCAUAGCUCUUCAAAGAGCCAGCAUUGGCAUGGCAUGUUGAUUGGCCACCUCCUGUAGUUCCAGGUCUUAACAGGUGUGUUGACCUGCUCACUUUGUAAAGUAGGGAAAAGAAACUUAAAAUGAUUCUGCCUUAAUUAACAAAUGGCUGGUAAUGAGUUCAACGAGACACUUAAUACCAGAACCCACUUGGAGUAGAAGUGGGUAAGGAGUCACAGUUGAUGGUGCUGUGAAAUAUCCUCUUUAUAUUUCUGGCUCGUGUGGAUGCCCUCCGGUUACUCACAAUUAAAGCACCGGGAGAGUGCUGAGACUGCAUUUAUAUCUGUUGAGUUUUACAGAUUAAUGUUACUUCCCUCUGAAUCGCAUUCUGCAGCCUGACCACCAUCUUCCUCCAGUUAUCUGGAUGUAAAUUUCUUGCUUCUCCCACAGGGCCAUCUUGGCUUCCAGCAUACCUAGGAAAACAAGGAGUAUGCUUAACAAAACAAAAACAAAGAUUCCUGGAAAAACUCAGCAGGUCUGGCAGCAUCUGCGGACAGGAGCACAGUUAAUGUUUCGAGUCUGAAUGACCCUUCAACAGAACAAGGAGUAUGUUUUAACCUGGAAUUCAAUUGGAUCUUCGAAGGCGACGUUGCAUUGAUUGAGAUCUAAAGAAAAGUGACAAUUGUGUGAAUUUAUAAAAAAAUUCCUUUGUAGAGAAGCUAGGGUCAUUGAGAGACAGAUAGGUAUCUGACCUAAAGGGCCUGAUAUCUUUUGUUAUCUCUUGCUUUAUCUCUCCUGAAAUGGUGAGCGGCAGAUUUAAAAUAGUGACUGAUUUUGUAUAACGUGGAGCUUUUAUACAUACAUUUUUGGUCAAUUUGCAGCUGAUGUGUGCAGACAAAUACUACCUUGUGCCACACUCCAGCUACGUGACUAGCUAUGUUUCUCUGUUGUUAUGAGGAUUACACUGUCCAGGAUGCAUCACACUGUUAGGUUGAAAUUCAUUCCCCCCCUUUUUAACAGAGCUUUUAAUCCGUAGGUAAAUGCUGCUGAUGGUAUAUACACGGUGUCAUCCGAGAUCCACUGUGAUGUGGACCCAUGAUUCUGAUCCCUGGCUAAAGAAGCUGGUUUCAGCCUUGUAAAUGCAGGACAGCUGAGCCCACAUGCUUGUUCCCUGCGAGUUUAUGGAGUCCGAAUGCAUUUAAGAAGACCAGCCCCUCUCUUCCGAGUAGCGAACGGGCACAAGGUUGAGGUGGCCUAAUUGCCCGCUGGCUGGGAAAAUGCAGAUGGGCAGUGCCCUUGGCCUGCCUCAAAUUUGAGUGACCCAAAUGAGAUGGCGGGAGAGCUUCAGUCCUUCUAUUUAAAAGUAGAUGAAAUAUUUUUAUUUAAACAUUUGUCAAAUUAGCAAUCCUAUUACCAACAGUGGAGAUUAAGUACACUUCUAAAGCAGAUGAUUUGGUCGUCAUUGUUUGUGGGAGCUGCUGCAUUUCCUACAUUACAACAGUGACUACACUUCAAAACUACUUCAUUGGCUUAAAGUGCUUUGGAUGUUCUGAGGCCAUGCAAGGGUCUCUUGUAAUGCAGACUUUUAGAAGGUGAAUUGCAAGUUUGCAAUUUAGUUUGAUGUGUGCACACUUGAAAGCUGUUCUAAUUUUUGCAAAAUAAGAAUCCGUUUACAAUUGAAUCAAUGGGAAGAAGCGAGUGCAAUUUUGAUUGUGCUUGUAAAAAUGUGAUCAAGGCUAAGGAGGAAUUGUGAUUCAUUUCUAUGUUUAUUCGCCACAAUUUGAAGCUCCAAGAUACCAAAUUUUUGUACUGAGAUCAAAAUAAAUUGUCACACUCUU
Molecule: messenger RNA, 3481 nt
Organism: Carcharodon carcharias (great white shark)
Lineage: Eukaryota; Metazoa; Chordata; Chondrichthyes; Lamniformes; Lamnidae
Gene: stoml1
Product: stomatin (EPB72)-like 1
Exons: 7
Coding region: 87-1286 (399 amino acids)
Cellular component (GO): plasma membrane
Source: RefSeq, a predicted model, not a curated record